CGUUUUGAAGAGUGAGAAGUUUCAUUUGCCUUGGCCCUUCGACAGUGCUGUUUCCAGGGAAAAUCGAAGCAGAGGGUUUCGCAACAGCGAUGCCAGUUUUUUUUUCACGACUCGGCAAGUCUCUGCCCUUUUCCGGCCUCUUCAGGCAGUUAGAGCAAGAGAUGGAAACUGUGGUUAAGGUACUCCAGCCAGGGCCGUUGGGAAUCAUAGAACACAAGUUCUCUACUGAGGAAAUUCGUGAAGCGGAGGCUACUGUUAAUAGAGCAGUGGCAAAUUGGCGGAGGAAUGCAAACCUAGAACAGGGAAGCGACAUUUUGAAAAGUUAUAUUCAUAAAUGAUGGAUCUUCCAUUACUUCAUUUUCAUGAAUAAUUUGGAUAAGAAGUAUUCUGUAUUUCAUGUAAGAUUUUCUUAGUGCUUCAUUAUAUAGUAGUAGGUGAUCAUUGCCUUUAAAUUCUAUAACAAAAUUCACUUGUUUUAGAGGUGGUGCAUGAGUUUAUUUUGUUAUAUUAUGAUGGAAUACUUGAUUUUGUACUAGUUUUAGUUUCUACUAAAGUUUCCAGUAAUGAAGGAUGGAUUUGUGGGAA
Messenger RNA from Vitis riparia (riverbank grape), 585 nucleotides. RefSeq lists its product as uncharacterized. The coding region runs from base 90 to 338 and encodes 82 amino acids. Lineage: Eukaryota; Viridiplantae; Streptophyta; Magnoliopsida; Vitales; Vitaceae. The record is from RefSeq and is a predicted model, not a curated record. The transcript has 2 exons.